Camellia sinensis is the source of this 1059-nucleotide messenger RNA. Lineage: Eukaryota; Viridiplantae; Streptophyta; Magnoliopsida; Ericales; Theaceae. The record is from RefSeq and is a predicted model, not a curated record.
AUGGGCGACAACACUCUUGAGCUUCCGGAUGAUUUGCUAUGUCCACAAAUCCACACCUUGACCAUACUAUUGAAAAGGAAUAUCAAUCCUUUGCUUAAUGUUCCAGAUAGGUUUUUCAGUGGAAUGGAGAAACUUACGAUUUUAGAAUUGAAUAGAAUAUGUAUGUUGCCUCUAUUAUCUCUUGCAAAUUUGGUUAACCUUCGGAUGUUAUGGUUAGAUAAUUGUAAGUUGGGAGACAUAUCUAUACUCAAGGAUCUAAAUAAUAACAUUGAAAUACUUAGCCUUCGAGGUUCUAAUAUCGAGGUUUUGCCAUCAGAGAUAGGACAAUUGACUCGUCUUCGGUUGUUAGAUCUGAGAAAUUGUUACCAGCUCACAGAGAUUCCACAAGGUGUCAUAUCCAAUAUCCAAUUUGUCUCUCGCCUGGAAGAAUUAUACAUUUUAGAUGAGUUUGGGUAUAGGGAGGGAAGAUGCAAAGUGAAUCUUGAUGAGUUGGGGAAAUUGACGCAAUUAACCACUUUACAGAUUCACAUACCAAAUGUCACGCUAUUGCCCAAGGACUUCCGCUUUGAAAAUUUGAUCAGAUUUAAAAUAUCAAUGGGUAAGGAAUAUCAUCGUUUUUCUGAAACUUAUUCUAAGUCGUGUAAACUUGCGGGUGUUUCCUCAAUGGACAAGUUAAUCGUUUUGUUGAUGAGAGCCGAAGAAGAGCUACAUUUGGAAAAAAUUGAAGGUUUACAAGAGGUUGGAUUGGAAUAUCUCUUCUCCCUGUCCUGUGCAAGAGGAUUUCCACGACUCCAGAGACUACGAAUUGUUGAUUGUGAGAUGAUGGAAGCAAUUGUUGGAAUUGAAAAAGAAAAAGAAAAAGAUGAAGAUGAACUCUCAAGUCAGGUAAUUAAUUUCCGUCAGUUGGAAUAUUUGAGUCUCGAGAAUCUACCCAAGCUCAUAAGCUUCUACCCCAAACUGGAGAAGAUGUCAACAUCCGAAGGAAAUUCUUCUACCAUGACACAAUCUUUGUUUAAUGAAAAGGAAUACAAUCAAACAGUGCUAGGUUAUUUUCAAUAG